AGUUUUGAUAACUUAUCAAAACCCUUUUUAUUAAUAAUGCAUUUUCUUAUUUAUAUAAUGUUUUUAUACAGUUAAAACGUUAAAACUAAUGACAAUAUUGUUUCCUUCAUCCAUUAUUGAAAAAACAUUUCGUAUCCUACGCUUAUAGGCGUUGUUCGUAGUCAAAGGGUUAAUGCAAUGGCUCCGGAUGAAGCUUUCCCUACUGGGAUACUACCUUUACCAACUUCUAUGUGUAGCAUGAAAAAUAAUAUUUAAUUAGAAAACACUCGGAAAAUUAAUUACCAGAAAGAGAGUGGUCAGGAAAUGUCGGAUUAAUUAAAAGUAAAGAUAGUUGUUUUUCUUUUUUUCUUUUUUUUUUUCUUUCUAAUGAAAGAACAAUUUAAAAAAUGACCCUGUUAUUUCUAUGUAAAUAAAGUAUCAUAAUUUGUUAUGAUGGCAUAAAAUUUGGACAAAAUAAUGUAUAAAUAAAUAUGAUCGAAGAAUUUCUCUAAGGGAAAAAAAAUUGUUGAUAGGAGAUCAUCGAGUUAUUGGAAAAAAAAAGAAAAAGAAAAAAAAAAGGACGAAUCGAAAAGGAUUGGAGAAAGUUGGGUGGACUCUUGGUUGGCUUUAAAAUGGAAUAAAAUGUGGGCGGCGGCAACGGGAACGUGGCGCUGUCAGCGGCGUGGUGGGGGUUGGAGGGUUGAGGGUGGGGAAAAUACGAAGAAGGGUCGUUCGAGGUGCCGCUCGAGGGAGGACGUCAGUCGACGCAACGACGUUUACCGGUUUACAUCUGCAUAGAAUUUUAUUUCAAUCUUUCUUCCUUUCUUUUUUUUUCUUUUAAUUCCAAAUAUGAAUAAAAUAAGAGUUAACAGUAUUCCGAUGAUGCGACAAAAGUGUUCAAUAUUUUCGUGAGAUCAGUGUCAAACAAACAUUGUUACAAGUGGUGUUCGUUUUAUUCACUUUUUUGGGAUAUUUUUUUGUCAGUGGAAAUCGGUAGUGGUGAAUAUAAUUUUAGCAAAAUCAAAUGAAUAAUAUUGUUUUCGUUAAUCAAACGACAAGACGAUUGUAUAAUAACACGAUCGUUUGAUAGAACGAUGACCAAUAAAUUAGUUAUAUUCAAGUUGAAGUUGAAACAAAUGUUCAGAUAAGAUAAUGAUUAUCAAGAUUUGAGUGAAAAUGAUGAGGACAAAUAAUAAAGAUAAUGAUGAGGAUUGCGUGAUCAUUGGUGAUCCUUCGAUCUAAGGAAGGACAUGGCUAAGGGCAUGAUGAUGAAGGAUCAAGGCGAAUGUCCUUUAUACUGGGUCUAUGAUUCCGGUGGACAUCUGAAAUAUCUUCUACGUGCUGCCGCGCUUUAUUUAACGAUAGUUGCAGCCUUGUGGUGCGUCCCCGCCUGCCUUUACGAUCGAAUUUCGGAGACCGGGCAAGCAGUGGUUUUGACAUUAGUGGACACAGCAGCGGCAGAAUUGCAGAGCCUAGCUGAGCCAAAAAUCGAAUUGGAUUCCCAUUCGUCCGUGAAAAAUUCGAGUACGAAAGGUGGUAGGAGAUAUUCCGAGGAUAUACACGAUGCUAAAUCAACAUCUACGCAGAUACCUAGUCCUCCGAUUAUUAAGGAAGAAAGUAUCGAGGAAGAUAACGACACGAAUAAUGUGUUGUUGAACGAGGAUGAAGUUUUAGGAUUACAUGGGACAACAACCAAUGGAAAAAUUCAUGAAAAAACUCCUGACAUCGUGGUGGUGGUCAGAGCUGAACAACAAAAAAUUACGACCGAUGGUGUCGAUGUUAUUAGAACGGAAGUUAGAUCCGAGGAGGAGGAAGAAGUCGAACAGGUGUUACCGGAUGAAUUGGGAAAAGUCGAGGAUGAAGAUUUUGGUACUGCAUCCGAAUUGAACGAUACCGCAGCGAGAGUUAGAUUGAUAAGCGGUGGCAACAGGGACGACGUGGCUUCUGCUGUAAUAAUCGAUGGUCUCGUUGCUUCUGGGCCAUCCGAUUCCCACGAGGAUAUACCAUCUUUCAGCGAAUGGGCUCAGAAACGAUUAGAGGAAGCUGAAAAGAAGAAGACACAUCCAAACGCCUCUGUGCAAAAUCCAGGAGGACCAGGUCGAGGUAUGGGCGGUAUGAAGGUACGCUCGAAGAAUUAUGCUUCUCCUGAUUGUGGUGCCAAGAUCGUUGCCGUUAAUCCAGAAGCUCAGCACGCUAAAAGUGUAUUGGCUGCUACCAGAGACGAAUACAUGUUGAAUACUUGUACAUCGCGGGUCUGGUUCGUGGUUGAACUAUGCGAGGCCAUUCAAGCUAAGAAAAUCGAGUUGGCUAACUUCGAACUGUUCAGUUCAUCGCCAAAGGAAUUUUCCGUUUACGUGAGCGAUCGUUUUCCAACACGAGAUUGGAGCCCGGUUGGUCAUUUUACUGCGAAAGACGAGAGAGAUAUUCAAAGCUUUGCAUUGCAUCCUCAACUCUUUGGGCAAUUCAUCAAAGUGGAACUUCAAUCCCACUACGGUUCUGAACAUUUCUGUCCGAUUUCUCUAUUUCGUGCUUACGGUACCAGCGAAUUCGAGGUAUUAGAAACGGAAACGGAGAAUCAGUUGUCAAGGGAAUCGAAUUCGGAGGCAGAAGAUGACGAGGAUAAUGACGAAGAAGAGGUUCUCGAUGCCGACGGUGUACCAUCGAAUCUUUUCGGCAGCGCUAGGGAUGCCGUUCUCAGUAUAGUUAAAAAAGCUGCUGAAGUAUUGGUUAAAUCCAGCGACUUAAUUGAUAACAAUAUAACGAAGAUACAACAGAACAUCGAUACUGGGACAAUAUUAAAAAAUUCUUACAACAGUUGCACCACCCCCAGAUACACUAUUCUCUGUGCUAAAUGUUCCGAUCAAAAGUUUGCCAAAGUGUUUCAAUUGGUCGGUUGUAGGGAUCGACAAUUGGAUGAUCUUUUGAAGAAUAAUCUGGUUAAUGAAACUCUCAGAGAACAUGGAUUAUGCACCGAUCAUGGCAUAGACUUUUCUACGAUCAAUCAAACGAAAAAAGAAUAUUUAAGUGAAUCCAAAAGUAAGGCCAAAAAUCUUCAAGCAACUUUUUUCUCUUCCGUCUUCAAUCCCGAAUACAUAGUUGCGCUUUGCAACGUAUUGGCAACUAAAGAACGUAAAGUUGUGAUGAACACCAGCUACGAGAUACACGGUAGCGAAUCGGAGAACAUAACGCAAAAAGAUCCUAUGUUGAAAAUAGAAUCCACUGAGAAGACCAAUGAUCUUCCUGUCAUACCCUCUUCAUCUCAAAUAAUUACUUCAUCGAUAACAUCUUCUUCGAAGGAUUCCAGACAACGUCAAGAAUCCUCGAGCGAAGAAUUGGAGACAACGACUACGACAUUGACUGGAAGUUUAACCAAUGGCGAGAAUUUGGCUUCUCAGAUAAAACCAAUGAAAACUUUAAGCAAGGAAGACUUAGGGGAAAAGGAAUCGUCCUUGUCUAGUUCAGAAAUUAGAAAAGAAAUGGUGGAAGAAACUUUGCAAGGUGAAAUGAUUACAACUGCACCGCUUGUUACAAGUUCACCAACACCUACAUUGAAAAUUAUCGAAGAUUCAUCGGUCUAUAGAGCUACUGAAACGAUUACUCAAACUGUACCCAGUGUUCCAAUGUCUAAUUAUGCUGGCCAAGAAAUCAAUAGUAAUCUUCCUUCGUCUAUUAUUGAAUCCGGUGAAUCUGUUAUUCAAAGUAAAACUGAAAAGACUGAGAGAGGUGGUGAAAACGUUGGAACGAAAAAAUUGGAACAAGUUGAAAUUGAUGUCAAAGGAAAAGGAGAAUCUGGUGAACAAGAAGGGAAAUUGUCUUCUCAAGAUCAUCUUAAUUUCGACUCGUUACUUUCGGAUUUAAAAGAUUUGGAAAACGAUGCAAUUAAUUUACAUAAUGGACCAGUUGCUGCAUCUAACACGCAACCAACUGCGAGUACGACGCCCCAACAAAAGGAGUCUGUUUUCCUUAGGUUAUCCAACAGAAUCAAGACACUUGAAAGGAACAUGUCUCUGAGCGGUCAAUAUUUAGAAGAAUUGAGCCGACGUUACAAGAAACAAGUUGAAGAAAUGCAACGUUCAUUGGAACGUGCUGUAACGGCAAUGAGCGAGGAGUCGAGAAAAUCUGAUGAACGUGAUUCGAAGAGACUCGAGGAAAUUGCCAUGUUACGAGAAGAGAUAGUAAUACUUACUAAUUUGGUCGAAAAUAUUGUACACGAUCAAAACAGUUGGCAUGGAAGAUUUUCUGCUAUCGGUCAACACGCUCUUGUCAUUUGCGUAGAAAUAUUUUUAGUAAUUAUUAUUCUUUCUUAUUGUCGAAGAGCCAACGAUUACGAGGAAGAAGACGAAGAACAGCAGACAAUAUCUAAGAAAAAUACUGAUGGACGUAGACAAAGUGCUGUACAUUUGUCGAGUUCUUCAACUCUUAACAAAAAGAUCAAAAAACGACGACCAAGCGAGAUCGCAUCCAAUAUAUCAACAACCUAUCGCAAUCUCAUGAUCGAAGAUCACUGCCACGAAACCAAAAAGGAACGUAAAAAGAAACGUAAAAAGGAAGCAAAUGCUGCUAAGUUAAUUGCUGAUAUUAAAGAGAAACGACAAACGAUUAAAUAUAAAAGUACUUCGAGUCUCGUACCACCAAUUAAUACGUUAAUUUCGACGAAAAGAGCUUCGUCCAGUGAUCCACCAAAAAUCGAAGAUAUACAACAACACGAUAGUCAUCAGCAUAGCCAAACCAAAGACCCGCCGGAAUACACGAUAGAUAUCGCGAGCAAGUUUAAUAACGAAGACAAAAUCAUUAGUAAUACUAAAGUAUCGGAAACAACAAUACGUGAAAGAAAUAUUAAGUUUGGUCGUAUGGAAGUUGGUGGUGGUGGUGGUGGUAGUAGUGCAGGUGCAGGUGCAGGUGCAGGUGUAACAGAUUAUAUCGAGACACGUUUGUUUUCAAUUAAUCCUGAUAGAUUAUCUAUCAUACCGGUUUCUACCUCACAGACUACUGAUUUUUCCAAAAAUGGCUCUUCCAAGUACAGUGGGAUAUUGAAAGAAGGAAGAUUAAGUUCUCCGUCGUUUAUGAAGACAGCUUUAGGAGCUAGAAAAAAGAGAAACUCGAUUAACAAUACUGGUCAAUCUCAACAACAACAACAACAGAAUAGUAAAGAAGACAAGUGGGAAACUAAUUCAGGUAAUUCGUCGAGCGACAGAUCGUCGUCUCAUAAAGAAUCACCUGUCACGUCUAGAACUUUUUUGGUUAAUCUUGGUAACGUAAAUGGUAGUGCUGCGAACGGUUUAUUGGAUGAAAGUGACGAGUCGAGAAGUAAUAGCGUUACGCCAACUUCGUGGAAAAAAGAGAAGAAAAGUAGCGGUCUUAAGAAGAUGACAGUUUUAAUGCAACAUGGAAGAAGAUAGACUUAUAAAAAGAAAACAACGUCUCAAACGUGAUGGAAAUUUGCAACAGUUGGCUGAAAUUAUUAAAGAA
This is a messenger RNA of Polistes canadensis, 5448 nucleotides long. RefSeq names its product tonsoku-like protein. The transcript has 7 exons. NCBI's taxonomy places the organism in Eukaryota, Metazoa, Arthropoda, Insecta, Hymenoptera, Vespidae. The record is from RefSeq and is a predicted model, not a curated record. Gene Ontology annotation, biological process: protein folding in endoplasmic reticulum. Gene Ontology annotation, molecular function: protein binding. The coding region runs from base 1230 to 5378 and encodes 1382 amino acids. Gene Ontology annotation, cellular component: cytoplasm; membrane.